Messenger RNA from Trichomonas vaginalis G3, 1203 nucleotides. RefSeq names its product WD40 repeat-like family. The coding region runs from base 1 to 1203 and encodes 400 amino acids. The record is from RefSeq and is a predicted model, not a curated record. Gene Ontology annotation, cellular component: preribosome, large subunit precursor. NCBI's taxonomy places the organism in Eukaryota, Parabasalia, Trichomonadida, Trichomonadidae. Gene Ontology annotation, molecular function: protein binding. The transcript has a single exon.
AUGCUAAAGCAUCAUCAUCUUCUUCAGCAGGAUAACUUAAAAUUACAAGAGCAGAAUAGGUAUCUUGAACUUCUUGUUAAAGAUGCCGAAGAAAAAGUUAAAGAAAUCUCAAGUACACUGCAGAAAGGACUUGUUAAUGUUAUGCCUUCUGUAACUGUAUGCAAUGAUCUUCUCGAAAUAUCAAAAGACAAUAGAGAAGUUCAUCCAACAACAGGAUUUGCUUCAGCAGGCUCUGUAGUUCUUGAUGCUCCAGCUCUUUGUCUUGAAGAUGGAUAUUUUAUAGCUGCUGGCCAACUAAAUGGCGCAAUUUCUUUGUGGUCAGCUGAGCAACCAGAAAAUGACUCAGAUACAACUUCAAAGCAAAAAAAUCGAAAUUCAUCAGGUACAUUAUACCGAUUUUCAACAGAAAAAUCAAGCAGCGAUGCAGAAGAGAAAAAUCCUCUUACAAAGCAAUCUACACCAUUAGUAGGUCACAGAGGACCAGUUACUUCUGUCAAAUGGAUUGAUUCAUCCAAUCUAUCUUCUGUUUCAUUAGACUCGACACUAAAGAUCUGGGAUAUAACUACAGCCAAAUAUAACUCUAUUGCUCUAGAAUGUCCUUCUGUUUCCCACACAAUUGUAGAUAAUUGUUUUGCCAUUGCUUCCUGCACGAACAUAAUUUUCUUCUCCGACCCAAGAGAGCCUACAGUUCAGUCGAUCGAUAAUUACGACAUUGUUACAACGAUUGCUAAAACAAAUCUCGGAUUGUUGAUCGGAACAGAAAACGGAAAGAUACUUGUUAUAGAUCCAAGAAUGUGGAAACCCUACCAGUCAAUACAACUUUCACAAGCAGAAUUAGCAAUUUCGAAAAUCUCUGGAACUAGCGAAAUUACAGUUACUUCCUUUGAUGGCAUUGUUCGCACUAUUGGAAAUGAGCUUCCUCUGUUCGUUGACAAAGAGUUUGUUCGUGCUCCAAUCAUGGGAUCAAUAAUUGGCUCUUGCUGCGUCUCAAUUUCGUCUAAAAACGAUUUUAUUGUAUCAGGAUCAACAGAUGGUCGCGCUAUCGUAUGGCCAAAGAAUGGUCCUUCUCAGAAUUUGCAACAUAAGGGAUCAAUUGUUUACGACUGCGUAAAUGUUGGUAAAUUUGUUGGCUCAUUUAUCACAUGUGAUAAUGCUUCAAUGCUUACUAUGUGGGCAUGUUCAUUUAAUGAGAUGAUCAAAUAA